CUGUAUUAUUUUUAUUCGUUCCUUGAACUUUCGAAGUAAUCGUGGAUUCCGAUCGGUCCGAUGAUGCUAUAUAAAGACGGCUUAUAGCAGAGGCCUUCCGACGACUCCCGCAUACGAGGAAACACAAAUGAAUGACUUGCUACAGUAUAUGUCGUAGUACAACAUCAAUUAUUCAAUUGGUGGGUAGGUGUGACUGUCGUACGAUGUCCUCCGGAUUCCGGAGCUGUACUCAACGUCGGUGGGCAAUCGUAUCUCGGUUUGCAUCGAUAAUAAUUCGUCGCCUCACUGCAAUAGGAUUGUCACUGGCAGUGUAGUAGAGUACCAAACCCUUUUCAUUCCUCGGGCCUGAAGCAAAGCGGACAUGCGUGGCGUAGGCGUUAACACACGCCUAUACAUAUCCCACUUCCUGUCAACCUGGAACUCUCGUGUCUUUGAAUUCGGCGCGGUGCUAUUCAUUGCAUCUGCUAUUCCCGGGUCACUUCUUCCUCCUUCAGUAUAUGCCCUUGUCAGAUCUCUAUCCGCAAUCUUCCUCUCGCCCGUCGUAGGCAGAUACAUUGAUAACAAGGACCGCCUCCAUGUAGUGAGGUUAUCCAUAUUAUCGCAACGCCUAGUCGUAGCAGCCUCUUGCAUAAUAUUCUACUUUCUGCUGAUAGGACGAUUUUGGUCUCCUGCUGUACAAUGGAUGUGCCUUGGAGCGGCCUCACUUCUGGCAUGCGUGGAGAAGCUUGGUUCUAUAAUGAACCGAGUAUCUGUUGAGCGUGAUUGGGUUAUCGUCGUUUCAGCUGAUGAUGAAGAUGUCCUCCGAACACUCAAUGCUCAGAUGCGACGGAUCGAUCUGGUUUGCAAGCUUGUUGGGCCACUAUUUAUUGCUCUUGUGGCUGCCUAUUCGAUUGCCAUUGCCAUUCUUACGACUCUCGGAUGGAACCUGGUUUCGGUCAUUGUGGAGUAUGGUGCCAUAGCUAAAGUUUACGAUCUAGUCCCUGCACUUCAAAUAAGCAAACAAAGCAUGCCCACACAACGAGAAGACGAAGCUUUGAUGGAAGAAGAAGCGUUAUUGGCUCCGGAUGAUCCAGAAAUCUCAGUGCGAACUCCAACGUCCUACUGGGAGAGCAUCAAAGCCUAUUCGCGCUCGCCCAUGUUCCUGCCAUCUCUGGCGCUUUCCCUCCUCUAUCUCACCGUUCUCAGUUUCAACGGCCAAAUGGUGACCUAUCUGCUCGCACUUCCUCCGUUCCCAAACACCAAUAUAUCGUACAACGCAGCCGUUAUUGGUGGUCUCCGGACCUUCAGCACGUUAUCCGAAAUCAGCGCCACAUUCUUGUCCCCACUUCUCAUGUCCCGUAUAGGACCCAUUCGCUCAGGUUUAUGGGCGAUCAACGAGCAGAUCAUGUCACUAUUAUUGGGAACCAUCCUUUUUGUCGUCCUCAACGACAGGUCUUCUUCAGCCGCAUCUUUUCCGCUAAUCGUCUCCGUCAUCCUCUCCCGCAUGGGCCUGUGGUCCUUCGACCUCAGCGUGCAGCUUCAGAUUCAACAGAUCGUGCCCAAGACCCAGAUGGGUGCCUUCUCCACUAUUGAGACGUCCCUUCAGAACACAUUCGAGCUACUUGCAUACGUGUCCACGAUUGUCUUCUCGAGACCAGAGCAGUUCCAAUGGCCAGCGGUAAUCAGUUGUGUUGCCGUGACCUGUGCAGGAGGUCUUUAUGCGCGAUACGUCAGGGAACGGAGGGGUCAUCUCAUUCACUGGAGUUCGUGUUUGGAGGUCAAGCAGGAAGGAUAUCAAGUCUCUGACGACCGGUCUGAGAGAAUCUUGUUAUCUGAGUUGGGAUCAAGAUAAGCAUAAUGUGUGGUGAGCUGGCAUAACAUCUGUCAUCAUUCGGUGAAUCCUUACAGCAUGUAUGAUUUUUAUGCAGUAUGUUCAUGAGCAAUAUAUGUGGCGUUCUCGAGACCGAUCUUCUGCAUAAUUCUUGAAAGUCACAACUCACACCGUCGUCGCCACAAACCAACAGACCCAUCCAUACAGAGAUUAACGAUAAAAUGUGGCGGCCGUCAUGAUCAGUGUACAGGCACGAGGCGACCAUUCUUGGAACAUUAGGCUAUAUGUGGAGUCCUGUGCAUGCACUGCCCCCCAUGUUUAUUGUUCCUUUGUUCGCUGACACAGGUAAAAUCCUCCCUACAUCCAUUGCAUGCCCCUUUGGCUUCUGAGUGGAUAUUUCAAUGGAACAAACAAGCGUUUUUCGUAGAGGCAGAACGUGGUGUAGAAAAUUGAACUUUUGUCUACACUGCCUGUGGGAGACUCGCUGUUAAACAGCCUUCUGCAAUUCUGAGGUGAGUACGUAGGUAAGCAAACAACUUUGGGACGUUGAUUGCAAGUCGCCGUUCUCUUUCGAUGGACGUGACCGGUGUAAGGUAUCGAAAUAGUCGUACAACUUACUCUUCAUGUGUAUCCUGAGAUUCCGGUAUGAAACAAAACCCUCGAAAAUGAUUGUCCU
This is a messenger RNA of Somion occarium, 2486 nucleotides long. NCBI's taxonomy places the organism in Eukaryota, Fungi, Basidiomycota, Agaricomycetes, Polyporales, Cerrenaceae. The record is from the annotation of a GenBank genome assembly.